Molecule: messenger RNA, 1950 nt
Organism: Petromyzon marinus (sea lamprey)
Lineage: Eukaryota; Metazoa; Chordata; Hyperoartia; Petromyzontiformes; Petromyzontidae
Source: RefSeq, a predicted model, not a curated record
UAUAUAAACCUCCCGGCACGCGCUACUCUCACUCAGCUGUCCAGCGAAAGGCAUUCAUCGAUCAGCCUUAUCGAUCGAUCAGCCUAUCGAUCGAUCUUCGGCCGGCCAAUCAGAGGGCAGCAGUAGAGAAAGCAAUGCGAGUCACGUGGUGGUGCUACAGCUGCAUGUUGGUGGUGGUGGUGAGCAGAGCAGCAGCGUCAGGCAACGUCACUGCUGGGCCAUCGAUCCUCAGCCACGAAGACAUCAGCCUGCCUGGUCAUGUCAGCGUGUGGGUGCGGACCGAGGGGGCUGACGUGGAGGACCCGGGCUGCCACGUGCCCCACAUCACGGACGUGACUCAGCUUCGGCGAUGUGGAUUCAACUCCUCCGCCCGAUCCUUCCUCGUGAUCCACGGUUGGUCGAUGAUGCCACUGCUGGACACGUGGGUGGGCCCUCUGACCCAGGCUCUGCUGGCCCAACGGCCGCGCUACAACGUCCUGGUGCUGGACUGGCUGGAGUUGGCGAGCGCCCGCUACGGGGAGGCCGUCAAGAGGGCACGGAGGGUGGGAAGAGCCAUUGCUGUCAUGGUGGAGAGCGUGGAGGAGGUCACAGAUCACGGGGCUGAGCGCUGGCACCUGAUUGGCUACUCGCUGGGGGCCCACGUGGCCGGCUUCGCCGGUCAUCACGUGGGCGGUGGUCGCAUCGGCAGAAUCACAGGCCUCGACCCGGCCGGCCCAUCCUUCGAGACGUCUCCGUGGCCGGGUGGGCGUCUCUCCCGUGGCGAUGCUUCUCACGUUGAGGUGGUCCACACUCACACGGCGCUGGGCCUCGCGCCCAGCCUGGGCCUGAGCCUGGGCUCCAACCUGGGCUUUAGCAUCGGCAUCCGCGCGGCCCUGGGGCACGACGACUUCUACCCUAACGGGGGCUACACACAGCCCGGCUGUGACCUCGACAACGCCAUCGCCAGCGUGCAGAGGAUGGGCAUCGUGGGCCUAGCCGAGUCGGCCAAGUGCGAGCAUGAACGCUCCGUGCACAUCUUCACCUCGUCGCUCCUGCUGCGGCUUAGCCACCACCACCACCACGACCACGACCACGACGAGGAGGUGGAGGAGGAGGAGCUGACGAGGAGGAGGAGCAGGGGCCUGAGUAGUGGUGGAGGGGUGCUGACCGGCUUUCUGUGCUCGAGUGCCCAGGCCUUUGAUGAGGGCCGAUGCGUUAGCUGCUCCGGUAGGAGGUGUCAGGGUCUGGGGCAAAGGUCUCUGCGAUCCGCUCGCCACGUCUCCCAGAAUCCCCGCACCCUCUUCCUACGCACAACGUCCAGCGCCCCCUUCAAAGUCUACCACUAUCAGGUUCGUGUCCACCUGAGUGGCCACUGGGCCUCCGUGGGUGGCUCUGGCGAGGUGACUCCAUCGCUUCGACUGUCGCUGCACGGGAGCCUUGGGUCAGCGGUGAACCUGCCGCUCAACCUGAACGGCAGCCUGGUGGAGAACUCCACUCGCUGGUUCUUGGUGGACUCGCCCCAUGCCCUGGGCGACCUCCACCGGGUGCACCUAGCCUGGCACCGGCCACCCACCUGGACGGACCUCUGGGCCCAGCUGUACACCCUGGUGCCCUGGGAGAGCGGCUCAGGCGAGGAGGGAGGGCAGGCGGGCCGGGCCGGGCCUACCUACCUACAUCCGCAGAGACUCAUGGUGCGCAAAGUCCGGGUGAAGUCUGCGGAGACGCAGAUCAGGUACGCGUUCUGUACCCGUGACUACCUGCACGUGGAGCUGCGUCCUGAGGCCGAGGUGACUCUCCACGCCUGCCCUGAAGGAUGGGUACACAAGAGAGACGUCCUCAGGAUGAGGAGGUUGAGGAAGAGAUGAAGAUUUAGAGUGGAGCAGCGAUGGUGGUGGUGAUGGUGGUGGUGGUGAUGAUGGUGGUGAUGGUGGUGGUGAUGGUGAUGGUGGUGAUGGUGAUGUUAGUAAUGGU